ACUAAUUUUGUUCCGUAUGUAGUCUCCUAGUAAAAUAUCUAAAAAAAACUUAUAUUUAGGAACGGAGGGAGUACAAUACAAAUAUGACGACAAAAUGUCCAGGUUAGGGAAUAACAAACGAGAACCACAACUGGUUGGGAGAAACAAACCACCCUAAACUUAUGGGCAUGCAUCAAAGCCCUUUCCACCCUAAAUGAUGUGUGCGGUCAGGAGACAGUAGCAGCUUCCUGGUAUACCAUUCCGAAAAAUCCGGGCGCAUCUGCAGCAGACAAUGCCCACUUCUUCCUCCAACUUCCUUACAAACCACUUCCUAUCACAUCCAAGUUUUUUUUCUCUGAGACGUAGCUUUGUGAUAUUACUUACCGGCAUUGUUCAUCCUGGGGAAGGGGCUGCGAGGAAGAUGGAGAUCGUUGCCAUCGCGCUUAUUCUGGCGACGAUGCUUGCCUCCAAGGCCGUGGCACAGAACAACGGCUGCUCGAGCGUGAUGAUGACUCUAUCCCCAUGCCUUGACUUCAUCGGGAGCAAAGCCCUGGCGCCUGGCUUCUCCUGCUGCACCACCCUCGCCGGCGUCGUCCAGACCGACCCCCGAUGCCUCUGCAUGGUUCUGGAUGGCACCGCAGCGUCCUUUGGCAUCGCCAUUAACCACACGAGAGCCCUGGAGCUCCCUGGCUUCUGCAAGGUCCAAGCACCGCCGAUUAGCCAAUGCACCGCCAUCCCAGUUCCUCCAGCAAUAGCGCCAGAAGACCCGCCGGAGGGGACGAGCGACCAAUUCGUAGAUGCACCUAAAGGGAGCCCGAAUUCGAAUGCAACAUCAAGCUCCAGGAACUCAAAGAAUGCAGCAAAUUUGAUGGUCACUGUGCUUAUACCUGCAUGUGCAUUAAUCUAUGUCUUCUAAGUGUUGCACAGUUUCAUUUUCACAAUGUCAUGUGGGAGUUGGAUGUUCUGCAGCCUUUGUAUUAAAUGAGAAGAAGAUUACAAUACCAUUUAGUAUGAUAUAUCUUUCCGAUGAGUCUCAGAAAAAGUUGGUGUGUCAUUCAGUAUAAGAAGCCGAUUAACUCCAGCGGAUGUGCAUAACAUGAAUUAACAGGUAUAACUAGCUACGGUGACAUAACAUUUUUUGUCAAGCUUACUUUGCCUGGGAUUUUUCGAGUUAUUAAACUGGUUUGCAAGUAAUUAUUUGAGGUUUCGUCUGUGCAUAAUAACAUGAAUGAAGUGUGUAUAGAAUAGCUGCAGUGAUGUAACAUGUUUUUAGAAGUAAAUUUUGCCUGCAGAUUUUUAACUUACCAAACUGGUUUGCAUGGAACCAUUUGAGAAUUGGUUUGUGCAUAACAUUAAUUAAUUUAUACUACUCCCUCUGAUCCAAAUUAAUUGACGCGGCCUCUAUACAACGUUAAAUGGACACUGUAAAGAGGCUGUGUCAAUUAAUUCGGAUCAGAGGGAUUUCCUCUUUUCCAUAAGUUGUCCCACAUGGUGGCACAUAAUUGAAGUAAUAUUUGAUGGAAUAUCAUACUUGUUCUCACUAGAUAUAUUAGUAGUAUGCCCAUUUCACGAAAGCGAAAACAACAAGAUUCCACCAGAUAUCACUUACUUAUUUGGCUUCCUAGGUAUGCAUAAGAGACAGAUGCUGUGAAACAAAGGAUGUAUAAAAUAGCUGCAGUGACAUAACAUUUUUUUUUUAAAUAUACUUUUCCUUGGGAUUUUGACUUACCAUAUGUACGGUAUAUUGCCUAGAGUAAAAUGCAUCAUAAGUCCUAAUUUUGCACAAAACACCCCAAAUUUUCUGUUCUUAUUAUUUAGUGGCCCCUCCAUCCCUCCCUCCACCAACUGCUCUCCCAAACCCACUCACAUCACAUCUCAAUACCGAAUCAGCCAUGGAGGAGCUCCCGCUGCGCCACGUCAGCUACAGCCUACAGCCGCUUAUCAUGGCCAACAGUGUUGUCGAGUACGUGUUGUCGUUGUGGUGCUAAGGUCCAGGCUGAGUAAGCCUCACCAUCAUCUGCGUCACUCAAACCAAGUCAUUCACACACACGAGCACAAUACAACUCCAGGCACACAGUCAGGAGUCACAAUCAACUAACUGGAGCAAACAAUGAUGAGAAUCAUGAGCCCGUUUAAGCAGAGAGAUGGUCGGAGAGAAGAAAAUACCAAAAAAGAUGGCCAUGUGGCGU
Molecule: messenger RNA, 2168 nt
Organism: Hordeum vulgare subsp. vulgare (domesticated barley)
Lineage: Eukaryota; Viridiplantae; Streptophyta; Magnoliopsida; Poales; Poaceae
Product: non-specific lipid transfer protein GPI-anchored 5-like
Exons: 3
Coding region: 272-895 (207 amino acids)
Source: RefSeq, a predicted model, not a curated record